AUGUCAGUUCAGCCAUCUCGAGCCCAUUCUGAGGUGUUCUCCGCCAGCCAGUAUGGCGGAGGACAGCCGAUUGUCAUGCCGGCUCCACCACCCCCGCCGAGAUAUGCCAUCAACUACUUUGCCCUGCCCACUUUCAUCAUCCACAUUGUUGGACUAGCUUGUUUAUGGGCCUUAUGGUACUACUUACGGUAGGUUUAACUACUUUGUUAAUUAUUAUAUGUUUUUCUUGACCUAAUUAUAUACUUAAUUAUAGUAUUAGUGUUAAAGUUUAAAUGUAUUACGAUAUUGUAAAUUAAUAUUAUUUUUAUUCCAGAUUUACCACAGUCUUCCCAUACCAUCACCGAGUGUUUUACUGCAAAGAUAUACAUCUAUAUAAACCAAACUUUAAACCAGAAGACUUCGAAGUCUACGUGUCGUACACUUUACUCUACAUCCUCGGGUUUUGUUUGCCUCCUCUUGUGGUAAGUCAAUAUUGUAAUCGCAGUAAACUAUUGCGACUAGUGCAGGAAUUGUUUUAAAACUAUUGUAAUCUGCUUGAAGUCUCAAAUUCAAAUCUGAUGUUGUAGAUGUUUAUUGGGGAAAUCGGCUUUUGGUUGUUCUCCACCAAACCUCGGAAGACGAUCUAUGCCACUUGUGGAGAAUGUCCUGUCCAUCUCUUUACCAGACGACUCUUCCGUUUCAUUUGUAAGUUAGCUAGAAGAUACUUUCUAAACGUUGUCGCUAAAGCAUCAGUAUAUUAACUUUUUCUGUGUUGCACCAUGGUUACAUUAUAUUUGAUUAUAUUUGAGAUAAUAGUAAUAGUUUACUGUAAUGUUGCUCUAGGUAGUUAUUGUUUUAUGAUGUCGUUAGUAGUGUUAUGUUUCCGUUACAGCUGUGUUCAUGUUCGGUGCCCUUAUCACCCAAAUAUUCGUUGAUGCAAUCAAACAGAUGACCGGUUACCAGCGUCCCUACUUCUUGUCGUUGUGUAACGUUUCUUUACCGUAUGUUUUUAAAAAUUACUAUGUAACUUAAAAUAUGCUCGUGUGUAUCAGUUACGUAAAUUUAUAUGUUUUCUGUAUAUCAUAAAAACAUACACCAUUCACCUUACUUUAGAUCAUGUACAGCCCCAUUAGAGCACUCCCCCCCUCCCCAUCCCCCCCCCCACCUGGCUUGUAACUACAAGAACGCUGAUGAACUGAGGUACGCCUGGCUUUCGUUCCCAUCACUCCAUGCUGCUUUCUCCGGCUACUCGUGUAUCUUCGCUGCUUGUUACAUCUACUACAUGAUUAACUUGAGAGGAGCGCCGUUACUGAGGCCGUUACUCAUUUUCGGUUUCCUCGGCCUCACGUUGGUGGAUUCAUUCAGCAGAAUCAAUGGCUACAAGAACCACUGGAGAGACAUCUGGGUGGGAUGGCUGAUGGGAUUCUUCAUCGCCAUGUUCUUGGUAUGUUUUUAGUACAUAGAAGAAUAUAUUUUAGUAUUUUAUUCUUGAUGACACUAUCUUUUUUUAAUGGCUUUUACUGUUCUAAAUCAGUUUUUAAAGAUUGUGGUACUAAAUACCCCAAAUUUUAGUGUCAUUGCGUUUUGUGCUUCCAAGAAGUGUACCACUUUGUGGAAAAAGCCCCAAUUGCUAUGGCCGAGCACCACGAAGAAAGAGUGUCACCAUUCUUCUCGUGGUUUAGGUUACCUAGAGUACAUGCUCCAUCAGUUAAAGAAGAAUAUGUGUAAGUUACUACUACUAACGUUGUGGCAUACAUUGUCAUCAAAAAUAUUAUAAAACUAUUUUAAAAAAUAAUACAAAAGGCGUCUUUUAACCGCACAGUUCUUUUGCAACACUAUAUUUCUUAUCAAUCUAUAAACUUAAAUCUUCAGUGUGUACGAAGAAGAUGUACCAGCAAGACCACCAAGUCAACAAGGAACCAGACGGCGGAACCAAGACCGAACAUACGAAGUCACGACGACUACGGAAUCCUUCCAUCGUACGAUCCACCCGCCCGGCACUCAAUCGCCCACGCCCAACCAACAGAACACUUACUCUGCUUACUGA
Messenger RNA from Bursaphelenchus okinawaensis, 2026 nucleotides. The record is from the annotation of a GenBank genome assembly. NCBI's taxonomy places the organism in Eukaryota, Metazoa, Nematoda, Chromadorea, Rhabditida, Aphelenchoididae.